This is a messenger RNA of Sphaerulina musiva SO2202, 3363 nucleotides long. RefSeq lists its product as uncharacterized. The transcript has 6 exons. The coding region runs from base 772 to 2250 and encodes 492 amino acids. The record is from RefSeq and is a predicted model, not a curated record. NCBI's taxonomy places the organism in Eukaryota, Fungi, Ascomycota, Dothideomycetes, Mycosphaerellales, Mycosphaerellaceae.
UGAAGAGAGUCAGACAGAGAGAGCCCACACAGAGAGAGAGAGACCUAUUGAUAUCAAGCUCCACAACCACAGCUUCCGACCACGACCAGGACCUUGCACCUGUCACCUGUGACCUGCCUGCCUGCCUUUUGGGCCUCGAUCCGCGAAGCUCUGAAACCGCAUUCAUCAUCGAAGCUCUUCUGUAGCUUUGCGCUGCCCACUGCCCACUGCCCACUGCCUGCGCUGAGAAUCUCCGUGCGGCAGUGAGUGAGUGAGCGAGUGCGCACUGCAGUCAGUGAGCCGCAAGCAGGCACUCUCUCUCUGUUGCUACAUACUAGCCAGGACAGCAACGCGGAAGGGUGUGCUCGAGCUACCUCUUACUGCGUACCUCCAGUGCGUGCCUGCCUGCCUGCGUGCCUGUCUGCUUGCUUGCUUGCACCUGCUUCUGCUCUGUCGCUACGACCGAAGGAAAGCGCGCGUCUACCCACCGUACCUACCGUACCUACCGUACCUACCGUACCUACCUACCUACCUACCUACCUACCUGACGCCCGCCCGCCUGCCCUCCUUCCCUACCUCCCCUCCCCUACCCCAAGCUCUCGAAAGCUCGGAGCACCGUCUCUAUUCCUGAUACAGCUAGAAUAUUGAGCAGCAGCGCGGCCAAGGACGACCUCGGGACUGGACGUGUGAGGGAGCGGACCCGACAGCUACCUCACAUAGCUUGUUCAGUGAGCUCACGACAGCUUCAGCUCGUCGACCAGCCAGAUUCAGUGCCAGGGUGCCCGCAUUACAAUGCCUCCUCGAACUCAUCUCACCUCUCAGUUCGCCGUCUCGGCCACUGGUGAGAAUGAAGUGGUGUGUCCGCUGCGCAACCAGGACUCGUCCGCGUGUCGGAAGCGAUGUCUCGGCGAGAAGAAGUACCGCUCGAUGCAAGAGCACAUCCGCCGCGCCCACCCCGAGUACUACAUCCCGAAGCUGCCUGCCACGAAGGAGUCUUUCGAGUUGAUGAUCACCUCCCCACCUCACGAACGACCCGCCGUAGAUCCCAACCACGCCAAUCACCACCACAGCCAUAGUCACUCGUCGCACAGCAAUAACAACAAUAACAACAACAAUAACAACACUCAGAUACAACAGCACUCGGAUCUGUCAGGAUACCAUCACUCUCUCGUCGACCAGCAUGAUGGCGGCUACUAUACGAACGACGACCCUCAUGCGCUCGCGCUGUACAAUGGUAUGCAGGCCGAGCAGCGCUCGUCUGACGAGUAUCGCCGAGGGUCGCUCAUUCCGGCCGCGUCUGCUGCCGCCGCACUGGCGCAGUUGCACUACCACCGGCCAGACUCAGACUCGGGCUGGGGAGAGAACAACAACAUGCAGAAUUACUUCAACGACGCCAACCAUGACUACAAGAACAAUCAAAUGCAUGUGGAUCCCGCUCUGCAAGACACGGGUUUCAUGCAUGACCAGUCCUACAACGUGGGUGCACAGCAAGACCAGCAGGGCUUGCUGCCCAGUAAUCUCGCACGGUCGCCGCCAGACCGGUCGACCACUCUUCCGCCUCUGCAACGAAGUCUGUCUAGGUCUGGUGGCAUAGGCAGGCCGCGAAAGUCUAGCCUCACCAGCGCCAGAAUCAGCAAGCAUGAACGCAAGAGAUCAAAGGACGCGCUGGGCCAACUUCAUCCUGGCCGUCGUUGGGAAGAUCUGAUUGAGGCUGCAGCCUCGGCGACAGAAGAGGAGGGCUCACGCGAUCUUACGCCGGUUCCUGCAUCACCCUACCAAUCGCCGCAAGUGAAUUCUCGCACCUCGCUGCCGCCAUUCGCUCUAGGAUCGCAGUUCCAGUCCUUUCAAGCGUCACCACUGAACCGAGCCUUGACGCCACCGGCUCCAGACCAUACUGGACUCGAUCUUCAGACUUUCCCUUCUGUGGAUAGCAGCCUCAGCAGUAACCUUAGUCACAGUCACGCACAUCACAACAGCGCCGAUUCUGGAUCACAAUUUCACAUUAUGAAUCCUUCGUCGAUUGACUCGACAUCCUCGCCAAUGUUUAACGCAAACAAGACUGACGGCGGCAUACAUGCCAGCUACUGCUCAGCUUGUCGACGGCCGGCCAAUAUCAAUGAGAUGUUUGGCUGCUCAGGCUGCAUGGGUCCGCUAUGUGGCGCCUGCACUGAUGCUCUCGUUAGUAGCCAGAGCCAAGGCCGACCUGUCAAGUGCCCUCGCUGCCACGCAUCGGACUCAAGUUUCAAACCAUUCCAGUUCGAGUUCGCGUAGCAGGGAGAGCUCCCCUUGCCCAUUGAUUUCACGAUCAUGAGCGAGGCGCGAGCUGCGAGGAAAAGACUGGAUAAACGUAUUUGUCCCACAAAUGGGAGACUCGACGAGAAGAUUGGCACCCUUCCUCGUUCGACAACGCGAACCCCAAUCGCGUUGAAGGGACUUCCCACCCCACUGACCAGGCCUGUCUCUUCAACAUUUGGCCCACGGCUCGGCGAGCCGUUCAAUUUCGCAACGAAACCAGAGAAGCUUGAUUCCACAUUCAAGCUUGACCAUGAACAAGAUGCCCUGGACGACAUGUUCCUACACGAGGGGUCUGCCUUUAUGGAGGCAGCAGAACUUGAAAGUUGUCUCAACGAGCACGAAGUGCACACUUCGAUAGAGAACGACCUGGACAUUACCAUGAUGAUCAGGUCUGAUGGCUAUGAAGCGGAUACGUGACAUGGCACACUGCCAAAAUGAGUUUCCUUCACGCAUGCCACGCACAGGACCGCGCAGCAUAUACCUGACUUUUCUACCCUGCGUCGAGGCCAAGCCCGACCACAGUGUCGAGAGUUCAGACAACGACACGAUCUCUGCAGCAAUUAUCUUCUACGAGUGCACAUUAUAGACAAAAAGAGCCGCAAGGCUGACCGUCGUUAUCCGGGCAUGACGACACGACACGAAAUGAAACGAAAAAAAGGGCGGUAACGCGACCCUCGGAGCGGAUCCUUUGAGAAUGUUCCGAGGCUUUCCUUUACUCCGCGUAAAUAGCAUGGCGAAGGCGCUGGGGAGUUUGUUGAAGCAUGAAAGUCCCGAAAAUUAAAACGAAGAGGACAAUAUCACGAAAAAUGAUUAAGAAGGAUAACCCAAAAGUGGGCCUCACCCACGCAGGCGUUGGUUGGCUCAGGAAUCAUGAUCACGAGGGGAGGCUUGUUAUAUGAACUGAAAGUUUUUGGGUACAUUUCGCCAGCGUGUAGAUGGGUUGCUUUUUUGCCGCACAGCAAAGGACUACAGUACCGUUCAUGUAGAUAGAGCGCGCUUUGGGAUCCCUUUGGAGCCUUUGCAGCUUCUGGAACUUCUUCUCUGCUGUAUGCACGAGAUACCAGGAAGCACGAAAUGAAUGAUGAAAAU